Molecule: messenger RNA, 357 nt
Organism: Echinococcus granulosus
Lineage: Eukaryota; Metazoa; Platyhelminthes; Cestoda; Cyclophyllidea; Taeniidae
Exons: 1
Coding region: 1-357 (118 amino acids)
Source: RefSeq, a predicted model, not a curated record
AUGGCUGAUUGGCUGGCUGUUGAAUCACCACCGCUAUCGCCGCCGAUGCUGAUAUUCAGUCAACAGAGCCUGAGUUUGUCGUAUAAUGCACCGCCUUACGAUACCGAGAAGGUGGAAUUUGAUAUGUUAGGUAAAUUCCAGCAAUUAAAACCUCUCAGAGCCACUCGUCCCCGACACUUUGUUCAGCCUCAGUCACGCCCACGGCUGUGCCACGCAGAAUGCCUGUUGCGAACCUGUUUGGAAACUCCGCUGCAGCCCCAGAGGAUCAACGGUGACGAAGUGUGCAAGAUUAAAGUACUUCAAAAGAUCGCUAUGAAUAGAGGUCCUCGAGAGAAGAACCCCUCUCGGGCAGUUUAG